GCCUGUGACACUGAGCAAAAACAGUGUUAACGUUAAAGAUUAUAUGCAGAGUUAAUCUGUUCACCGACAGGAAAGACAGCACUGAAUAAUUUGAAGAUGUCCUUGUUUGCGUUGGCUAGGAUUUCCUUUGCUAUUUUAUUAAGUUCCCUGGGCACAUCUUCCCUGGCUGAGCCGACGGUCUUGAAAUCCUUCUCUGAGAUCGUGGCAUAUGCGAGUAGUGGAGCGCCUAUACUGAUCAGUGUGGACAUUGACCACUGUACCCAUGACUUCCCCCCAAACCUCCAGCCAUAUUCUUUCACGGAACGCCUUGAUUUCUUCAUUCUUACUGAUGUAGGGAUUUCAUCUAACAGAGAAACGACAGUGAAUGGAACUCGACUAAAGCUGGUCGGCCCGGCCACUCGUGUCUUAGCCAUGAACCUUGACCCAUCUGGAUCGGCCAACUUCAGAAUAAGCGAUGUCGAUCCGAGUACAGGGCAAGUCGUAACCUCGGGCACCAUUGUUUGUCGUAUUGGGUCUGGUCUAACCCCAACUGCUGGAGCCAGUCCCGGUGUUCCUCUCAUCAAUUUUACCGACGUUCUGGACACACUGCAAGCAGGUUAUAGAGUAUACGUGGCUGGCGAAUUGAGCAGAUGUAAACAGCCUGGACACCGCGAAGGAGACCAGGGACACCUUCUUGUCUAUGGGAAAUUGUGGGUAAGUUAAACAACAUACUGAAUUUAAUAUCUUAUGGAAAUUUUCUGUUUGAAGGCUACCGGGAAGUAUUUUGUUGAAUGUAUCAGACACACAUAUGUAAGCGUAAAUAUGUCUUUUUCGCAACGUCCGAUGGGUGAAUCAAAUUCACAAAAAGGCUAAAUGAAAGCUUUACUGACAUGUAGACCGAUUAAUCCAAUCUAUAGGUAGGCCUACACGUAUAUUGGAACAACUGGACACCCAUAAACCAGUAAUGUUAGGAAGAUGUAACAUUAGAAUCAGAAAUUUGAAUCAAGAACGUUUACGCCUACACAAAGUUUAAAACCGUAUCUGACACGGUAGGACGUAAUCUUCUUCACGCCGACAUGAAAACAUAAUUUCUUAAUAUGUCGAUCGAAUUGGAUACACGAACUAAAUGCUCCGAGACUGUACUUUCAGUUUUGAAUUGUAGGCAACCGUUCAAAUGUUGGGCGCUAUAAUGCAGCCUCUCGAUCAUUUUUCAGACCAUCGCAUAAGCCAGGGCGGUUCCGUGACGUUCAGCAAACAGACACCAUUCCUGGAAGCCGACGAACUCUCGCAUGGUUAUGGCAAUGUUAAGCUAAACAAAGAUGGGUCCAUUGAUGUGUUUUACUACGUCUACAGACCUAACGCUCAGAUAGCCCCCGUUAGACAGCACUGGAAGUGUCAGCUACAAGAAUCAUUUAACUAUAUCAAACAAUCCUAGCCGGAGAAGGCAUAUACUUUACGCAAAAGCAGAACUCGUGACGUCUGUUAACUAGCUCAAACCUAAUUUAAAAGCUUAUAUAAACAGCAUUAUGCAUGACAAGUGAGGUUGGUUCGUUUCCCAAAGAGAUGCAGUGCUUAUUCUUGACACAUUCUCUCAAAGCAGUUUCAAUUUCCAGGCAUCAACUUUUGACUUAUUAAAGCCUGUGUGUGGAAAUCUUAUACAUACUAUUUCUAAGAACCUGUUCAUGUAAUAUUGUGAAUAACUUUGCUUGUAAGGUUCUGGGAAAAAUACCGAUGCCACCGCCAUAUUGACACGUGUGCGAUUUUCUGGCAACAGUGGCGGUGAUUAUCAACCUACGGAACUGUCCGAAAAUACAUGAGAUAUUUCAGUAAUUAUGCAUCCAAAAAGUGCAAGACGAUACAUAAUACGUGUCUACCAGAAUCGUCGUUGCUUGAUGCCCUUAUAUAUAUGCGAAGUAAACAAAUUAGAUAUGAAGUAUUUAUCUGAAUCCCCGUAUGUGUUUCCAGCCUUUGGUUUCAAACAUUAGGAAACGUAAUAUCUUAUCUGCAAUUUGUAAAAUGUGCAAGAAUUGUGCCAAAGUGGUUAAACACCAGAUCAGAGGUUAAAUGCUGGAUCAAAGAUCAAAAACUGUAUCACACUGUAAACAAUGUGUCACAGCCUAAAAGCUGGAUCAAAGAAGGCAAUUUACACUGGAUCAAAACUAAACGCUGGGUCAAAGACUUAAUACAGGAUCAGAGGCAUAACACUGCUUCAGGGGCUAAAUAUUGGAUCAGGAGAUAAUUAACACUUAAUUAGAACUGAACGCUCUGUCAGAGGCCAAAUUACUGGAUCAGAGGAUGAAACACUGGAUCUGGCAGGAGCUAAACACUGAUUCAGAUGUUAAAAGCUGGACCAGAUGUUAAAGGCUGGGCCAGAUUUUAAACACUAUAUCCAACAGAUGUUAAAUCUCAUUCAGAUGUUAAACAUUGGAUCAGAGGUUAAACAUCGGAUCCAGCAGGUGCUAAACACUGAUUCAGAUG
Messenger RNA from Liolophura sinensis, 2457 nucleotides. RefSeq lists its product as uncharacterized. The transcript has 4 exons. NCBI's taxonomy places the organism in Eukaryota, Metazoa, Mollusca, Polyplacophora, Chitonida, Chitonidae. The coding region runs from base 97 to 702 and encodes 201 amino acids. The record is from RefSeq and is a predicted model, not a curated record.